Macrobrachium nipponense is the source of this 1013-nucleotide messenger RNA. RefSeq names its product pupal cuticle protein Edg-84A-like. The record is from RefSeq and is a predicted model, not a curated record. Bases 122 to 463 code for a protein of 113 amino acids. NCBI's taxonomy places the organism in Eukaryota, Metazoa, Arthropoda, Malacostraca, Decapoda, Palaemonidae. The transcript is spliced from 4 exons. Gene Ontology annotation, cellular component: extracellular matrix.
CAAAACCGCUCUGGAUUGGAGUAUAUAAGGGGCCCAGGUGUCUCUCAGCCUAAGCACAACUUCACAAACUCCCGACACAGCAACGACAAGCGUUGUCCGCCUCAACAGAACGUUAACAAAAAUGAAGGCCGUCAUCUUAUUAUGCCUGGUUGGUGUUGCUUUCUGCGCUCCUCAGUUGUCCCAACAAACAGGACCUACUGAUGAGGAAACCAUCGAGCCCUUCAACUUCAGCCUGAUUGUCAACGACGACGAAAACACCGUCUACGCCACCCGUCAGGAGUCCCAGGACCAGAACGGUGCCGUCCAGGGCGAAUACUCUUGGGUAGCUCCCAACGGCGUCCGGUACACCACCACCUACACAGCUGAUCCAGUCAACGGAUACAACGCUGUCACCCGCGAAGAGCAGACCAACAUCGUUGUCAAGAUCCCCGUGCACAAGCCCCAGGAACAGUCCGUCUUUUAAGAUGCACCAACCGCCCAUCCCAUAUUCCCUUCAGGCCCAGCCAUAGCACCUAGCUGCCUAACCGAAUUUUUAAAAAAUCUUCGUCUUCUAUUCUUCACACGGCUUUCCCAAUGCUAACGCAUUUUAGCCUAAACUUAACGGUUAUUUAUUUUAAUUUUUGUCAUGUUUUAUUUUUCCCACGUGGUCUAUCCACGGUUUAAACUUUAUUUAAUUAUUUAUGUAUAUUUUAUUUUAUUUUAUUUUCCCUCUCCACCUUCGUUGUUUCCUACUCGACUAUCUCUCCGUCACUUGACCUAUGCUAGGCUUCCCCUCCCUCAACAUCCGAGCUCUUAUAUAGCUUAAUCUCCGCUGAUGGAAUGGACUUGAAACUAUCCCUCAGCCCCACAGCCAUAUUACUUCUGUAAAUAGUGUAAAUACCAGUCCUGCCCCCGACUCACUUUUUAAAAGAUGGCCUGAACUCCAUCUCUGAAAAUUUGCAUGUCCUUUCCACGUUUAAGAAUUCCAAGUCCGUUACUUUUUUUUUUUAAUGAAGUUGUACAUCUAAGUCAAU